AUGGCUGUCCGCGCGCAAUUUGAGAACUCCAACGAAGUCGGCGUCUUUGCCCGUCUGACCAACUCUUAUGCCAUCGUUGCCGUCGGCGCCUCGGAGAACUUCUACAGUGUCUUCGAGUCCGAGCUGCAGGACGUCAUCCCGAUUUGCCACGCCACCAUCGCCGGUACCCGUAUCGUCGGCCGUCUGACUGUCGGCAACCGCAAGGGCCUGCUGGUCCCGACUACCACCACGGAUCAGGAAUUGCAGCACCUGCGGAACACACUCCCGGACGAAGUCAAAAUCCAGCGGAUCGAAGAGCGUCUGUCGGCGCUGGGCAAUGUCAUCUGCUGCAACGACCAUGUGGCCAUCGUGCACCCGGAUCUGGAGCGGGAAACUGAAGAGAUCAUUGCCGACGUCCUGGGCGUAGAAGUCUUCCGCCAAACUGUGGCCGAUAACGUCCUGACCGGCUCGUACAUGGCGCUCUCCAACCAAGGCGGUAUUGUGCACCCGAAAACCUCGAUCCGUGACCAAGACGAGCUCUCCUCGCUGCUGCAAGUGCCCCUGGUCGCGGGUUCCGUCAACCGCGGCUCAUCUGUCGUCGGCGCCGGCAUGGUUGUCAACGACUGGCUCGCCGUGACUGGCCUAGACACUACCGCCACCGAGCUGAGCGUCAUCGAGUCCGUGUUCCGCUUGGGCGAGAUGGCACCUGGCGGCGCUGGCGCUGGCGUCAACAAGGAGAGCAUCGUGGAGAGUUUCUAUUAG
Molecule: messenger RNA, 741 nt
Organism: Penicillium macrosclerotiorum
Lineage: Eukaryota; Fungi; Ascomycota; Eurotiomycetes; Eurotiales; Aspergillaceae
Product: translation initiation factor 6
Exons: 3
Coding region: 1-741 (246 amino acids)
Biological process (GO): assembly of large subunit precursor of preribosome; ribosomal subunit export from nucleus; maturation of 5.8S rRNA
Cellular component (GO): nucleolus; preribosome, large subunit precursor; cytosol
Molecular function (GO): ribosomal large subunit binding
Source: RefSeq, a predicted model, not a curated record